Messenger RNA from Paramecium tetraurelia, 1422 nucleotides. RefSeq lists its product as uncharacterized. Gene Ontology annotation, biological process: intracellular signal transduction; protein phosphorylation; regulation of MAPK cascade. Lineage: Eukaryota; Ciliophora; Oligohymenophorea; Peniculida; Parameciidae. The record is from RefSeq and is a predicted model, not a curated record. Gene Ontology annotation, molecular function: protein kinase activity; ATP binding. The transcript has 3 exons.
AUGUAUUGGAAUCACGAUCCGGAAGAGGAGUUCGAGUUGCUGGAGCUAAUAGGAGAAGGAGCCUAUGCAACGGUGUACAAGGGGAGACACAAGGAAGAUGGAUAAAUAGUGGCAAUCAAAAUAAUUCCAAUGGUUGAUGAGGUUGACAAUUUGGUGUAGGAAAUAAAGAUUUUGAAAGAUUGUUAACAUCCGAACAUUGUGUCUUUUUUAGGAUCUUAUUACAAGGAGAGCAAUCUCUGGUUAAUAAUGGAAUAUUGUGAAGCGGGUUCUGUGUUGGGUCUAAUUGAAGUGAUGGAGCGAGGGUUGACUCAGGAAGAGAUCAGUGCGAUUAUGUAUUCGACAUUGUUGGGGAUUGAAUACCUACAUUCAAACAAGAAAAUCCAUAGAGAUAUAAAGGCAGGGAACAUUUUGUUGGAUCACAAGGGUUAAGUGAAAUUGGCAGAUUUUGGAGUUGCUGCUUAAUUGACUUAUUCAUGUGCAGAUAAAGGGACAUUUAUAGGAACUCCAUUUUGGAUGAGUCCUGAAGUGAUUAGCAAGUCUCGUUACAAUUAAUUGACUGACAUUUGGUCCCUUGGAGUCACAGCAAUCGAAUUGGCAGAAGGUGCUCCACCAUAUUCUCAUAUUCAUCCAGUCAGAGCCAUGUUUGCCAUCAAGAAUAAUCCGCCCAUAGGACUUACCAAACCUGAAUUGUGGUCGAAGGAAUUCAAUUAAUUUGUUAAAGCCUGUUUAAAAGUUGAAGUCAAUGAGAGACCAACUGCAUAACAAUUAUUGCAAUACACCUUUAUUAAACAGGGAAAACAACAUUAAAAAAAGUUACUAACUCUAGUGGAGCAAUAUUCAAAAAAAUUAGAAGAAGCAAGAUUAACCAAAUUGCAGAAGAAUGAGAAUAGUCAGUAAUCAAUUAAGGAUUAGGUUCCAUUGACUAUUAUUUCCAAUUGUGAAGAGGUCGAUGAUGAGAUGACUCAUGGUGAUUAUGGGACUCUUGUCAUUAAGGAUUAGAUGAUUCAAGCUAAGGAGGAACCUGAUUUCUUGAAGUGGAAUAAAAUGGACUAAUAAAUAAGUGAUCAUCAAAAGAAGAAGGUUGAACACACCAAAGAAUUGAGUUUAGAAGCGUAGAUCUAGAACAUGAGUUUGGAUGAGAGAAAGAGACUUAAGGGUCAGAUUGAGUAAUAGAUGCAUGAAGAAUUAGAAUUGGUUAAAAAGAAGUAUGCUUCAAAAUUGGAUUUAUUAAAUGCGAAGAUUAAAGAGGAAGAAGAUAAAAAGAAACAAACAUAACAACCUUUGAAUUUGCCCUUCAGUUUCCAGGUCAGCUAGGAAGUACUGUAGUAAUUGGCCAAUGUUAAGACUCCUUUAAUUAAAUCUCAAUAAGUUAAGCAAGCCAAACCUCCUCCUUUUGAGUUUAUACCUAAAUAGAAAUUAUGA